GGAGUAUUCGAUAGACGGCUAUCGGAGUUGUGCCCAUCUUUAUCUGGACUAAAGUAAACAACUUAAUUUAAUUUAUAUUAACUUUUGGGUGGCAUUUGUGAAGUCAAUUGAUAUCCGGGUGUUGCACUUCUGAGGGAUCCCAAGACAAGAUCAGAUCUGAACCUGAACCCACAGUUCGCGCUGGGAAGUACAAACUUGGCCUUGCCUUGGUGAUUUCCACGAUCAUUCGUGAAAUAUUUAAUAUAUCGCUGAGUAAAUGGAGCGGAACACAAUGGAACACGAUGUUAGCCGGUUCCAGAGUUUCCUUGUCAAGGAAGAAGAGGCCGAUGAGGAGGAUGAGGCACACAUGCUACUAAGACCGGAGCUCUACGACGAGGAGUUGGCCUUGGAACGGGAAGAACAAGAGCUCGAGGAGCGGAAUCUGAAGAACCCGAACCACCUAGGCGGACUCGCAUCCUUCAUCUGCAGACACUGCCCGGAGGUGUUCUUUAGCAAGAGGGAACUGGCCGCCCAUCGACCCGUUCACCGGCUUAAAAGUGGACAGACGAAGUCCACUUCGGAGCUGACCUGCGAGGCCUGUGGAAAAGUCUUCCAGAGGCGCAACGCCCUCGUGGACCACAUGAAUGCCCACAACAGCGAGCGGAUCUACCCGUGUCCGGAAUGUCCGGCUCGCUUUGUGCAGCGCAGCAACCGGGACUGCCAUGUAAGGAACACCCACAGGAAGGAGUACCUGCACUCCUGCCCAGAACCGGGCUGCGGGCGGCGUUUCCAGCAAAAGCGGGAGCGGGAUCAGCAUGUGAAGUCGGUGCACCGCAAGGAGCGGAACUUCGUUUGCGACACCUGCAGCGCCAGUUUCAGCCACCCCGUAAAUUACAGGAAGCACUUGGCUUCUCAUAGCUCUGAUAAGAACUACGGUUGUCCCAUUUGUGGCAAGCUCUUCGGACGCCCCGAAAACCGGGAUGUUCACCUCUUCGUUCAUAGUAUUUGUAAGGCGUACGCCUGCUGCGUCUGUGGAGCAGACUAUAUGCGUCGCAAUCAGUUGAUUCGACAUAGUUCAGAGACUGGUCAUCUGAACGACCCGAUUGUUCGACAAAAACCCCAGUUUAGUCCGGCCCUUGCUCAGAGACCCGCUGCAAGGGAUCUGGGCCAGAAAGCUGACUAUCCUGCGGAUGUGGAGUGGUCGCAGGAGGAGGACGCGGAUGCGUUUCAAUGGCCAGAAGGGGAGGACCCCGUCAGCCGAGAAGACCUGGGGGACUCGCAGGGAGAUCACAGGAUUACAGAGGACGAAGAGGAGUUGUUCGAUUACAUCUCCAUUAUUUAAGAAGGUCAAUUAAGGUGCUCAAUCAAGAAAGUUAGAACUGAUCAGGUUAGUUUGAAUCGAAUAUUAAGGAAUAACUAACUAUUUUUAAAUUAAGAAGUUGAGAUCAAACAUUUUCUUAAAGAAUGAAUCAAUCCAGAACUAGUACUAGUAAACUUUCUAAUUUAAUGAAAUCAUUGUAGAUAUUAAAAUGCAUACAUAAAAGUCAUAAAACAUGAACAAAUUAAAGGCAAACCUUGCAAGUUUGCUUGUUCCCUGAGUCAUGAAGAUACCAAGAAUGAAAAUUACUUUAAAAAACGUUAAAUAAAUGAUUGGAUUUACAUAUA
This is a messenger RNA of Drosophila suzukii, 1644 nucleotides long. Its product is annotated as zinc finger protein OZF. Gene Ontology annotation, biological process: regulation of transcription by RNA polymerase II. NCBI's taxonomy places the organism in Eukaryota, Metazoa, Arthropoda, Insecta, Diptera, Drosophilidae. Gene Ontology annotation, cellular component: nucleus. The record is from RefSeq and is a predicted model, not a curated record. Gene Ontology annotation, molecular function: RNA polymerase II cis-regulatory region sequence-specific DNA binding; DNA-binding transcription factor activity, RNA polymerase II-specific.